Sungouiella intermedia is the source of this 1659-nucleotide messenger RNA. Lineage: Eukaryota; Fungi; Ascomycota; Pichiomycetes; Serinales; Metschnikowiaceae. The record is from the annotation of a GenBank genome assembly.
AUGUCCAACGUCAUCGGUAUUACCUUCGGAAACACCUCGUCCUCGAUUGCAGUCGCUACACAGGACGGCAAAGUUGACGUUAUCGCUAACCCCGAUGGAGACCGUUCCAUUCCUUCGGUUUUGUCGUACAUUGGAAUCGAUGAGUACCACGGAGCUCAAGCCAGAGCUCAGUUGGUUAGAAACCCAAAGAACACCAUCAUCAACUUCAGAGAUUAUCUUGGAAAGAAGUACGAUGAGGUCGAUUUAUCUGUGUCCGCUUCUGGUGCCACUCCAGUCAAGACUGAGGACGGAGGCAUCGGAUACAAGAUCCUCAGAGAAGAGGACAAGGAAGAGCUUGUCACCGUCGAGGAGGCUUGCACUAGACAUUUCAAGCAGUUGAAGUUGGCUGCUGAGGAUUACUUGGGUCGCCUGAUCGAGAGCGCUGUGUUGGCCGUUCCUACUGACUUCACCGAGCACCAGAAGGCCCUUUUGGCUAAGGUGGCUGCUGACGCCGGUUUGAAGGUGUUGCAGACCAUCAAUGAGCCAUCUGCCGCCUUGUUGGCUCAUUUGACUGCCUCUUCCACUGCUAGUGGCGAGGAGACCAUGUUGCAGGACAAGAUCUAUGUGGUUGCAGACUUUGGAGGUAUCAGACUGGAUGCCGCCGUCAUUGCUGUCAGAGGAGGUAUUUUGACCAUCUUGGCUACUGCUCACAAGCGUAACUUGGGAGGUGAUGACUUGGAUGACUCCAUUUCCGAGCACUUCUCCAAGGAGUUCGAGAAGAAGAACAAGGUGGACCCAAGAAAAACUGCCAGAGCCUUGGCCAAAUUGAAGGCUGAGUCCAUCAUCACCAAGAAGACUUUGUCCAAUGUGACUUCUUCUUCUUUCUCCAUCGAGUCCCUCGCAGAGGGUAUCGAUUUCCUCUCCAACAUCAACAGAUUGAGAUUCGAGUUGGCUGCCAGAAAGCCAUUGAGUGAAAUGACUGCCUUCGUUGAGUCUGUAUUGACGAAAGCUGGCUUGGACGCCUUGGACGUUGAUGAGGUCUUGUUGGCUGGAGGUUGUGCUAAUGUCGUCAAGUUGGCUUCCAACGUGCAAUUCAUCUUCCCUGAAUCUACCACCGUUAUUGCUCCUUCCUUGGACACCAAGGCCACCAACCCAGAGGAGUUAUCGACCAAGGGUGCCGCUUUGCAGGCUGCUUUGGUUGAAGGUUUCGACGAGGAGGAGAUUGCUGAGUCGUUGCAGCCUGUUGUUGUUAACACCCAGCACUUGUCUGCUCCAAUUGGUAUCAAAGAUGCUGAGGGAAACUUCCACUCUAUUUUGGUCAGAGAGACUGCUUACCCAAUCAAGAAGUCCUUCGAAGUGACCAAUGGCGAGUCUUCUGAUGUUGUUGUGGAGUUGUACGAGGGUAAGAGAACUGUCAAAGAGACUGUCAUCGAGCCUACUCCAGUUUCUGACGAUGAGGAGGAUUCUGAAGAUGAGUCUGACGAGGAGCCAGAGAUCAAGAAGGAGGUUGUUUACGUUGCAGGCGAGUUGUUGGCCAAGUUGAACUUGACGGACUUGAAGCCUAACUCCAAGUUGGAGGUAAUCAUCAACAUCACCCAGAACGGUACUUUGCACUUGACUGGAAGAGAGUUGAAGCAGGGUGCUGUGGCUGUGAAGGGAGAGAUCAAGGGAUCUGCUUAA